Penicillium roqueforti is the source of this 1629-nucleotide messenger RNA. Its product is annotated as CDC2/CDK family serine/threonine-protein kinase. The record is from RefSeq and is a predicted model, not a curated record. Gene Ontology annotation, molecular function: cyclin-dependent protein serine/threonine kinase activity; ATP binding. The coding region runs from base 1 to 1629 and encodes 542 amino acids. NCBI's taxonomy places the organism in Eukaryota, Fungi, Ascomycota, Eurotiomycetes, Eurotiales, Aspergillaceae. Gene Ontology annotation, biological process: protein phosphorylation. Gene Ontology annotation, cellular component: nucleus. The transcript has 7 exons.
AUGGAGAUUAAAUCUCUGGAAAAGUACGAGAAUGGCCAGGCCCGUUUUCCUGGUUGUUCGCACAUCCGUGAUUAUGAAUUCCUUGACAAGCUUGGAGAAGGAACAUUCGGAGAGGUCUACAAAGCAAGGUCUAAGAAGGACACCAAAAUUGUGGCCUUGAAAAAGAUCCUCAUGCAUCACGAGAAAGAAGGCUUCCCUAUUACCGCCAUCCGAGAGAUCAAACUCAUGAAGGCACUCUGCCACCCAAACAUUUUGCAGCUCAAGGAGAUGUCAAUCGAGCGAGGCAAAGGCGAAGGGCGGAAAAAGCCGAGCAUGUACAUGGUAUUUCCAUACAUGGAACAUGACCUGUCUGGGCUCCUGGAAAACCCGGCAGUUCAAUUCACCGAACCACAGAUCAAAUGCUACUUGAUGCAACUCCUCGAAGGGCUCAAGUUCAUGCACGCAAACCGCAUCCUACAUCGUGAUAUGAAAGCGGCGAACCUGCUAAUUAGCAAUGGAGGAAUUCUCCAAAUCGCUGAUUUUGGUCUUGCUCGGCCCUACGAUGAUGCCCCUCCAUUACCCGGAAAAGGAGGUGGAGAUUCCAAAAGAGAAUACACUGCACUUGUUGUCACGAGAUGGUACCGUCCUCCGGAGUUGCUGCUACAGCUGCGGAAAUACACUACUGCUAUCGACUUGUGGGGAGUUGGAUGUGUCUUUGGCGAGAUGUUCAAGGGCAAGCCCAUCCUUGCUGGAAACAGCGAUCUUAACCAAGCAGAACUGAUAUUCAAUCUUGUGGGCACUCCCACCGAGGAGAAUAUGCCCGGAUGGAGUCAACUCCCGGGUUGUGAGGGUGUGAAAAACUUCGCCUACAAACGUGGGAACCUCCACGGAGUCUUCAAGGACCUAAACCCGGCCGCUAUUUCUCUAUUAAGCGAAUUCCUCAAAUUAGACUGGCGGAAACGCAUCAACGCCAUGGAUGCAUUGAAGCACCCAUACUUCACCACGCCCCCACUCCCAGCGCGACCCGGCGAAAUCCCCCAAUUCGCAGAUUCCCACGAACUCGACCGAAAGAAGUUCCGCAGCCAGCGCGUGCCAAUGCCCCCAGUUCCCCCACCCGUUUCCGACUCAAGCAACGGCGCUUGGCCAAGCUCUGGUUCUCGCGGAGCAGACUCCCGACAUGGCCGCAUCCCCGGCCCCCCUCGUGGAGGCAGACCAAAUAUGCCAGGAAAUCAUGGACACCACCCACCUCACGGAAACCCGCAACGCCGCGGGCCUUUCCCACCUACACAACGAGAUAUCGGAUUACCCCCGCGUCCUCCCGUACCAACCCGCCCGCCGUGGGAAGUACCGCAGUCCAACAGACCUGAUGGGAGAGACGAUCGCCGAAAUCAAUCCGGACAAGGGCGCCCAGGACCCAGACCAGGGAACCUGGACUCUUACGUUCCUAACUACAGCAAUAGUGACCGUGACCGUGGCAGUGACCGCGGUGAGCGCGGCGACCGCGGCAACGAUCGCUCGCGAGACUCUGGUGAGCAUGGCUCGCAUUCAAACGCCGAUUGGCGCUCGACAGGUCGACGUGAUUACCGCCGGGAUCCUCCAUCCCGAAGAAGGAGCCGCAGUCCCGGAUUCAGAGAUGGGAGUCGAGGCUAG